AUGGCGGGAGAUGUUGUUCCUCCGCCCUAUGUCAUCACCGCCAAUGACAAGCGCGGCCUGAUUGUCGUGACGGGCGCUUCCGUGUUGGCUUUUGUCUGGUGCUGCUCAUUGAUCCGCGUUUGGCUGCGAUGGAGAUUAAAAGAGUGGAGAUCAGAUGACUGGUGGUUUGCGGCAGCAACGGUGCUUGACACCGUGCAGACGGGCAUUAUCUUGCACCUCGUUACUCUGGGCUUGGGCGCAUCUCAGGACAAAAUACCGUUACCGCAACGCGAGCAACUGGGCAAAGAAGGUUUUGCAAGUCAGCUCCUGUACGUCUUUGUGAUCCUGGCCUCCAAACUAUCCAUUCUCUUCCUCCACCUACGGAUAUCGCCCGGAGGCUCGCAUCGCAUCGCAGUAUGGGCGACCGUGGCUUUAUCUUGCAUAUGGACCAUAAUAUCUGUCGUCCUGGUCUCGGUGCCGUGUAACCCAACACAGACAAUUCUAAACCACACCAACUGCAACAACCGGUGGCCCAAAUGGCUCUCAAUCGGCAUUCUCGACAUGGUAACCGAAUUCUUCAUCUUCGCCCUGGCAGUCCUAUUAGUCCACUUCCUGCACAUGCGACGCUGCGCAAAAGCCCUGGUCGUAUUCGCAUUCAGCGCGCGUCUCCCCGUCAUCGCAAUCGCAGCUGUCCGGCUGUACCUUCUGCGUGACCGCAUAGCCGGGUCAUACACGUUCGACUACCUCGUGGCCACGCAGUGGCAAAUGGGCUACGCCAUCAUGAGUUGCACCAUCACGGGUCUGGGUCCGUUCCUCAAGCCCUUCGACAGCGAGUACGUCGAGAGCUACAAGCACUAUAACCAUAGCAGUUCGCAUCGCUCGGCGAGCCAGCACGUAACGACAGGCUCGAGCGCAAGCUCUGUUCUGCCGCCUCGCCGUACCAUGCCGCGGAAAAACCAAGACAACAUCUCAGAGUCGUACUUGAUGAACGACAUGCCCUCACGCAGUGGCAGCAAGCGAACUGUGCCUGACCAUCGCCGCUCGUCGUCUGGGGGAGAGCUCCGGCAAUCAGAAAGUCCCCUGCCCAAUGCGCCCGUCAUGUUGACGGCCGAUGAGCACUUUCGCCCCACCCAUAUUUACCGCGGCCACGAGGCGGAAGUAUGGGUUGGGGAACGGAGUCCAAGUUUCCCCCAAGAAGAAACGUACACGAGCUCUGGAGCAAAUGGCGCCCGACGACCGCACUUGGUCAUUGGCAAAAAGAAGGAGUUCAAGAUUGAAGUUGAUAGGGCAAGCCGGAUAGUGUAG
Molecule: messenger RNA, 1284 nt
Organism: Bipolaris zeicola 26-R-13
Lineage: Eukaryota; Fungi; Ascomycota; Dothideomycetes; Pleosporales; Pleosporaceae
Exons: 4
Coding region: 1-1284 (427 amino acids)
Source: RefSeq, a predicted model, not a curated record